UAUGAUAGACAUCCAUGAGACAUCCGGCAUUUUUUCUUCAUUUUCCUGCCAGAUUGUCCAAAGCGUUUGCAAAAAAGUUAAAACCCAGAGGAAAAAACAUUUAAUUUUUUGUGGCAUAGAUAACUUUUUCCACAAAAUGACUGACUUAGAAUCGCCCAAAAGAAAUAAUGAUUGUUACUUCUACUACUAUUCCACAUGUGCUAAGGGAGAUAGCUGUGGGUUUCGCCAUGAACCAUCAGCGUUAGGAUGUGAAACUAUGUGCUCUUUUUGGAAAGAAGGAAAGUGUAUGAAUGUACAUUGCAACUUUAGGCAUAUGGAAUUGAGGAAAAACCGCAAAGCAAUACCGUGUUACUGGGAGACACAACCUGUCGGUUGCCUGAAAGCCCAUUGCCCUUUCAUGCACCAAAAACCAAAACCAGAUGACUUGGAGAAAAUUUCAGAAAACUCAAGGCCUGAUAAUAACAAUGUGCUCAACGAUCAGCGGAAAGUAACAGCAGUGGACAGUCUGGUUGUAAACUUCGAAGAAGAGUCUGAUAACGAGUCGAUGCCUUCCUUUUCACCUACAAAAUCCUCAAAUCGUGUCGUGACAGUGAAAACGCUCGAAGAAAUCAGAUUAGAAAAAAUCCAAGCUGAAUCUGCAGCAUUGUACAAUUAUUCUCCAGAAGAAGAUCUUUUAAGAAGUCGAAUAGAACAAAGAAUGCAAAACGCAGAGAGAAAAGUCAGCCUUGAACCGUUAGAACGGCAGAAAUAUAAAAAUGCAUUUAGGCCAGAAAAAAGAUUGAGCGAUGAUCAAAUAGCAUCCAUAUUAGGUGACGAUUCGCUGAGGAAAAAACAAAAAAUCGUCGUCGAAAACGGAGACGGCAAUUUGAAAAUUCUGCUGGGCAGAAAAUUCUGCACUAGCCAAGUUUCCGUAACGAUAACUCCCGAAAGCAGGCUGGUGAAAGAAACGUCCGAUCCGCACGACGUUAGUGACAUCAGAAUAAAAACGCUCGCUGAAAUUCGAGCCGAGAGGCAGAAAAAAGAGAAAGAAGAGUCGGAAGUUACCAGCACAAGUGCGGGAUUCACUCCGUUUUCGGAACAAGAUCCGAUAGCGAAAGAAGAGUCAGUUGAACAGAAGAUGAAUCUCAAAAGGAAGAUAAAGUUAAGACGGCCAAAUCAAAGAGAAGUGAUUGAGAAGAGCAAUUUCAAACGACCGUCGGGAUCUAAGAAGGGUUACGAUGAGGAUGCGCUAGAAGAUGAACUUUUGCAGGACUCAGACAGCGACUUAGAUAUGAGUAUAAAUGCUGAAGAUUUGUUAUUAGAGAUGGAUAACUAAUUUUAUAAGUAGCGAUAUAGUAGAGUGUACAUAGUAUUUUUUUACUAUACAGAUAUGAGUACAAGGAAAAAUAAGUUACUUUUAAUUAGUAUGUGUAUUUGGGAUACAGGGUGUUGAAUGUACAAGGAUUCCAAGAAAGUUUACCAGUAGACUCCAAUUUAUUGAAUUUAUUGUGGUUCAGACUGAGAUUAUACAGGGUGGCGCAUCGAAAACGAAACAGACGCAUUUACUAGCAGCUCUAUUUUUUUGGAAAAACGCUCAGACCCGUCGGUUUUGUUUUCGAGGGGGACACAAGUUUGGCAAAAAAUCACGUUAACACGUGCAGCCCCCUGAGCGGGGGUGACACCACCCCCAAAAUCUUAAAUGGAAAGGGGGGUCGAGUGAUACCUUAUUUUAAAGGUCUUUCAAUUCCCUUUAUGAUAUAAAAUUAAUGUACUUCAGUUCAGUAGUUUUGAGGAUUUAUUGAUUUAAAGCUUAAAUAAAACUAAUACAUCAUCAUUUGGCAGCAAAGUAAUUUGAAAAUGAAGAAUGAACUGACCCGUUAGGCAAGUAAAUGUUGAAAAUGGCCACCAUGAACCUCUCCAUGCAAUAAUAAAGAUUUUGCUCAAAACGUUGUCGCACAUUUUGCAUUUAAGAUUUUAGGGUUGGUGUCACCCCCGCUUAGGGGGCUGCACGUGCUAACGUGAUUUUUUGCCAGACUUGUGUCCCCCUCGAAAACAAAAUCGACGGGUCUGAGCGUUUUUCCAAAAAAAAAAAAACUGAGCUGCCAGUAAAUACGUCUGUUUCGUUUUCGAUGCGCCACCCUGUAUAUAAACGUAUGCCCAAAAAUAGAAAUAUUCUUUGCAAGAUUUUAAAUUGCGACAUGCAGUAAUUAGGAAGUGUUAUAUUCUUUUUUAUGAGGAC
Messenger RNA from Acanthoscelides obtectus, 2218 nucleotides. Lineage: Eukaryota; Metazoa; Arthropoda; Insecta; Coleoptera; Chrysomelidae. The record is from the annotation of a GenBank genome assembly.